Xenopus laevis (African clawed frog) is the source of this 1311-nucleotide messenger RNA. RefSeq names its product caseinolytic mitochondrial matrix peptidase proteolytic subunit S homeolog (gene clpp.S). NCBI's taxonomy places the organism in Eukaryota, Metazoa, Chordata, Amphibia, Anura, Pipidae. The coding region runs from base 31 to 870 and encodes 279 amino acids. The transcript is spliced from 7 exons. The record is from RefSeq and is a predicted model, not a curated record. Gene Ontology annotation, cellular component: endopeptidase Clp complex. Gene Ontology annotation, molecular function: ATPase binding; serine-type endopeptidase activity; ATP-dependent peptidase activity. Gene Ontology annotation, biological process: protein quality control for misfolded or incompletely synthesized proteins; proteolysis.
UCACACGCAAAGCCACAGUACCUUGUUGCCAUGGCGCUAGGUCACGUGACGGCACACGGCUACAGACUGUCAUGGCGGCGCUCUGAGCUACUUCCGGACGCCACUUCCGGGACAGCAGAACAGGGCAACAUGGAGCAGUUAUUCAUGAGGGGCACAAGACCGUUGCUGAAAGGAAUUUGUGCACUGACACAGCUCAGGAAUGUACAUUGUGGCCCUCCAAUGCUUUCUCCUCUCAUCCCUAUUGUUGUGGAGCAAACGGGCCGAGGUGAGAGAGCAUAUGAUAUAUACUCCAGGCUACUGCGAGAGCGAAUCAUCUGCGUUAUGGGGCCAAUUGACGACUCCCUGUCCAGCGUGGUGGUUGCGCAGCUCCUGUUCCUGCAGUCAGAGAGUAACAAGAAACCUAUACACAUGUACAUCAAUAGCCCAGGGGGCUCGGUUACAGCCGGAUUAGCUAUAUAUGACACAAUGCAGUACAUUCUGAACCCCAUAUGUACUUGGUGUGUGGGACAAGCAGCGAGCAUGGGAUCCCUACUUCUGGCGGCUGGAUCCAGCGGGAUGAGACAUUCGCUGCCAAACUCCAGAAUCAUGAUCCACCAACCCUCUGGGGGAGCCAGGGGUCAGGCCACAGACAUUGCUAUCCAAGCAGAAGAAAUCUUGAAGCUAAAGAAGAUGAUUAAUGAAAUUUAUGCAAAGCACACCCAUCAGCCACUCUCUGUAAUUGAGUCAGUAAUGGAGAGGGAUCGAUACAUGAGCCCUACAGAAGCCCAGGAAUUUGGGAUCUUGGACAAGGUAUUGGUGCACCCCCCUCAAGAUGGCGAGGAUGAACCAGAGCUGGUCAGAAAGAAGGAGACACCCGAAUCUGAGCCCUAGAGCAAAGGGAUCCAGCCUAUACUCUGUCAUCAUCAAGACUUGUAUGGAAGGAGUGAGGCAACUAAUGCCCUAUGAAAUGUCACAUCUAGUCCUGGAACCAGCGGGGUUAAAUUGGUGGUAGUUUGUCCCUUUUAAUUCCAGGAAAGCACCUAAAGAAUUGUGACUUUGAAAACACUCUUAAUUUGGCACAAGGUCAAUAGAGUGUGUGUUGUUCUAUCCGGCCCCUACAUACGAUGUGCCGAGCUGAGAAGGAAUGGAUCCCACUGCUGCCUCCUGGUGGCACAGAAUAUGGAAAAUCACAAUCCUAGAUCUAGAAUUGCAACAGGAAUUUUACAAAGUAACUAUUCUUAACGUUUGUGGUAUUACAGUGAGGGUAAUUGAAGCCUCUUCAAAACAAGAGAUUGUUUAAAUUAAACAGAAAAAAAUAAAAAGCUAAUCUGA